AUGGCUGAAAUAAAUCGCAACUUCAUCGAUCCUCUUCCCUGGCCGGCACAUACCAACACGCUCCCAGAAUCCACACCCGAAGGACACUGGAAGCACCUUCCACCAUACGAAGUGCAAUCUGAAGAGCAAUUCGGCCCAAUCAAAUGGCGUGGAAAGUGUUUCUGUGGAAAGAUCACCUAUCUCUUGAAGCGAGAGAAACCACUCAAUGCCAAAUACUGCCAUUGUCGCGUGUGCCAGGUUACCCAUGGAGCUCCCCUUCAGUGGGCGGCAAUUUUCCACAAGGACGAUAUCUCAUUCACCAAGGGCGCGAGCGAUUUGGUAUUUUAUUCUUCUACACAUGAAAGUCAGGACCAUGUGUUGCCUACCAAGGUGUCCUGUGCAAAUUGCCGGACACCGAUCAUGGAUGAAGGCCGGAAUAUGUGUUUGAUCUUCCCUCAAUUGAUUGAGCUCGAGGGAUCUAGCCAUGAGCGAAGAGAGAAGAGGGAGGCUUUUAAGCCGACAUGUCAUAUCUUCUACAGGUCACGCACCCUAGAUCUUCCCGACGGUCUCCCCAAGUGGAGCGGAAUGGAGAAUGCCAGUGACCAGAUGGACGACCACGGUAACCGGAUCGGGAAUUUGUGA
Penicillium expansum is the source of this 621-nucleotide messenger RNA. RefSeq names its product GFA family protein. The coding region runs from base 1 to 621 and encodes 206 amino acids. Lineage: Eukaryota; Fungi; Ascomycota; Eurotiomycetes; Eurotiales; Aspergillaceae. The record is from RefSeq and is a predicted model, not a curated record. Gene Ontology annotation, molecular function: carbon-sulfur lyase activity. The transcript has 2 exons.